AUGGCCAACUCCACGGAGAACCCUGGGGGCCGCCCUCGACAAAUUCCCACAGGGGGCGUCCUGUACAACACGGGAGCAGCGCUCCUGAGCACUGGCAAGGUCACGGUCACCAAACACCAGAACGCUUCGCCGGCGAGGGCAACCCCGGCCCGGCCGUGCCCUUCCAGGUCAUCGUCGGACGGGUCAUUAUCGGCCAGGUCGGCCUCCGUGACGUCCUCCCCAACGAGAGUGCACCUUGUUAGAGCAACACCAGUAGGGGCUGCACCUGUUCGGGCGUCUCCUGCCAGUUCAGCGCCAGCCACCAGGGAGGGCCCAGGUACCAGCGGGCCCAAGUUCUCCUGGCAGGAGGGCCAGAAGCGGCUGCCGCUCAUCGGGUGCAUCCUCCUCCUCAUCGCCCUGGUGGUCUCGCUCAUUGUUCUCUUCCACUUCUGGCGGGGCCACACAGGGAUCAAGUACAAGGAGCCGGUGGAGAGCUGCCCCAGCCACACUGUUCGCUGUGAUGGGGUGGUGGACUGCAAGCUGCAGAGUGACGAGCUGGGCUGUGUGAGGUUUGACUGGGACUCAUCUUUGCUGAAAGUCUACUCUGGCCCCUCCCACCAGUGGCUGCCCAUCUGCAGCCACAGCUGGAACGACUCCUUCUCCGAGAAGACCUGUCGGCAGCUGGGUUUCAAGAGUGCUUACCGAACCACCGAGGUGGCCCUCAGGGACGUUACCAGCAGCUUCUCUGUUUCUGAAUACAACUCUACCAUCCAGGAAAGCCUGCAUCGGUCCGAAUGCCCUUCCCAGCGGUACAUCUCUCUCCAGUGUUCCCACUGUGGACUGCGAGCCAUGACCGGGCGGAUCGUGGGAGGGGCGCUGGCCCCCGAGAGCAAAUGGCCUUGGCAAGUCAGCCUGCACUACGGCACCACGCACAUUUGUGGGGGCACGCUCAUCGACGCCCAGUGGGUGCUCACCGCGGCCCACUGCUUCUUUGUAACCCGGGAGAAGAUCCUGGAGGGCUGGAAGGUGUACGCAGGCACUAACAACCUGCACCAGCUGCCCGAGGCGGCCUCCAUCUCCCAGAUCAUCAUCAACGGCAACUACACCGACGAGCAGGAUGACUACGACAUCGCCCUCAUGCGGCUCUCCAAGCCCUUGACCCUGUCGGCUCACGUCCACCCUGCCUGCCUCCCCAUGCACGGACAGACCUUCAGCCUCAACGAGACCUGCUGGAUCACAGGCUUUGGCAAGACCAAGGAGACAGACGAGAAGACAUCCCCAUUCCUCAGGGAGGUGCAGGUCAACCUCAUCGACUUCAGGAAGUGCAAUGACUACCUGGUCUAUGACAGCUACCUCACCCCGAGGAUGAUGUGCGCUGGGGACCUGCGUGGGGGCAGAGACUCCUGCCAGGGAGACAGCGGGGGGCCUCUUGUCUGCCAGCAAAACAACCGCUGGUAUCUGGCAGGUGUCACCAGCUGGGGCACAGGCUGUGGCCAGAGAAACAAGCCCGGUGUGUACACCAAAGUGACAGAAGUCCUCUCCUGGAUUUACAGCAAGAUGGAGAGUGAGGCGCGCUUCCGGAAAUCCUAA
Messenger RNA from Lepus europaeus (European hare), 1569 nucleotides. It is a transcript of the gene TMPRSS13, whose product is annotated as transmembrane serine protease 13. Gene Ontology annotation, molecular function: serine-type endopeptidase activity; protein binding. The record is from RefSeq and is a predicted model, not a curated record. Gene Ontology annotation, biological process: proteolysis. Bases 1 to 1569 code for a protein of 522 amino acids. The transcript is spliced from 13 exons. Gene Ontology annotation, cellular component: membrane. Lineage: Eukaryota; Metazoa; Chordata; Mammalia; Lagomorpha; Leporidae.